GAAAAACUAGUAGAUUGUCCAUAAUUAAGUGAAGAAAAAUUGUUGAUUUGAUGAUGAUGAUGGUGGUGAGGGCAAGUGGGAAAUGGGAAAUUGAUGGUAAUUAUAAUGGUGAUGGUAAUUUUGGGCAAUUUUGAGGAGGUUUCAAUAUUGGGAAAUAACGGGGAGGCGAGCCCAAGCCAGUGUAAGGAAGAGAAAGACCUUCUGGUGAAGGAAUGCAAGCCAAUAAUGCUUGGGAGUAAUCCAACAGGAAGCUGUUGCCAAAGAAUAAGGGCGGUUCAUAUGGAGUGUGUAUGCCCUCUUGUAACCCCCAAGAUUGCUAAUCUUAUUAAUAUCAAACGACUCAUCAAGCAGAUGAAAGGCUGUGGAAGAACUGUUCCCCAUCACUUCAAGUGUGGAAGUAUCACUACUCCUUGACCGAAAUGUCUCCUGGAAAAAAGAUUGAUCGUGGUGGCCAUAUAUAGAGUAGCUAAGCUACUAUAUUUAAUAGAAUGGCAUGAAUAUGUAUUCUUAUCAAAGAAAAGAUAAUGAGUCUCUAAUUGUCUUGCCUUUUAGACAAAGAGAUCAA
Ziziphus jujuba (common jujube) is the source of this 565-nucleotide messenger RNA. RefSeq lists its product as uncharacterized. Bases 94 to 414 code for a protein of 106 amino acids. NCBI's taxonomy places the organism in Eukaryota, Viridiplantae, Streptophyta, Magnoliopsida, Rosales, Rhamnaceae. The record is from RefSeq and is a predicted model, not a curated record. The transcript has 2 exons.